Didymella exigua CBS 183.55 is the source of this 3288-nucleotide messenger RNA. RefSeq lists its product as uncharacterized. Gene Ontology annotation, biological process: mitotic chromosome condensation. The transcript is spliced from 2 exons. The record is from RefSeq and is a predicted model, not a curated record. Bases 1 to 3288 code for a protein of 1095 amino acids. NCBI's taxonomy places the organism in Eukaryota, Fungi, Ascomycota, Dothideomycetes, Pleosporales, Didymellaceae. Gene Ontology annotation, cellular component: condensin complex; condensed chromosome.
AUGCCAGGCAGGACGGCAACGCGCUCGACGCGUACAGCACGCGCUGGCGCAGGCACCAAGUCGGCGCGAUCGUCGACCAUGGACGUCCCCGACGAAGGCCCCGUGACCUCGCUGCGCACCCGGAUUGCGCACGUCUUCAGCGAUGCCUCCAAGACAACCGCCACACAGCGCAAGCUGGUUGUCACGCUGCGGAAGAUCCAGGAGCAGUGCUGCUUCGAGCCUCCAGACACCAACAAGGGCAGGAACGACGACCGUGAGACGUUUGAAGAGGACGAUUUCACGGCCGAGAUGGGACGCGUAGUGCUGCGCGUCAUGAAUGUCAAGAAGAGUGAGGCUGCUGGCGACCGCGUGAUCCGCUUCCUCACCACAUUUCUCAAGUACGCUGUGGAGAAGGACGCCAAGGUCAUCGACGAGACGUCCCAGGACGACGGCACGCCCAGCAGCCGCUUGAGUGUCUUCAUCAUCAAGACCGUCCUGCCCCUCCUCCAAUCGAAAGACAAGACGGUCCGCUUCCGCGCCACCCAGACCAUCACACAGCUGCUCAACAACCUCGAGGCGAUAGACGAGGACAUGUACUCUCUCAUCAUUUCCAGCCUGACCAAACGCCUGCGGGACAAGGAGGCGUCCGUACGCGUGCAGGCAGUCAUGGGCCUGGGGCGCCUUGCGAACGACGAGGAAGACGAGGAAGACGAGGACAGCGACGACGAGGCCAGCACGAUCCUCGAGAAGCUUGUCGACAUCAUGCAGAACGACCCGGACGCCCAAGUGCGACGCACGAUUCUCGCAAACAUACCAUUCUUCAAGAGCACCAUAGUGAUGCAGCUCGAGCGAGCGCGAGACGUCGAUCCCGCCACCCGAAGACUAGUCUACGCCCGCAUCCUUCCGAUUCUGGGCGACUUCCGCCAUCUGUCGCUAGUGCAGCGCGAGAAGAUGAUACGCUGGGGCCUGAAAGACCGAGACGACGCUGUACGCAAGGCUACAGCACAGUUGUUCUCCGAGCGCUGGAUUGAAGACUGCGCCUCGAGGCGUGACACACGGCCAGAGGAGGAAAAGGCAGCGGGUUCCACGGCCCCUCCAAGCCUCGAGGCCCUGUGCGAGCUACUGGAGCGUCUUGAUAUCAUCCGAGCGGGUCAAGAGGAAGGCAUGGCGCAUGAAGCAAUGCGACAGUUCUGGGCCCGAAGGCCCGACUACGUCGAGGCUAUCGAGUUCAGCCAUCAGUUCUGGUUGGAUCUGGAUCCCUCAGCCGCGUUUGUGGCGCGGAGCUUGAACGACUACGCACAGAGCAUCGACGACGAGCAGACACGACAGAUGAUCGAAGACAAGAUACCCGAACCCCACAACUUUGGCUUCGUUCUCGAGAGGAAGCUCAACGAUGUGGCGGAAUUCAUCGACAGAUAUGCCAUGUUGGACGAAGACGACCCCGAUGCUGCCGAUGCACAGGAAGAGGUUCAAGAUGCCGAGUUUGUCGCUGAACAAGUUCUGCACAUGGCCAUGUCGCUUGACUUUUCCGACGAAGUCGGUAGAAGAAACGUGUACAGCAUCACGCGGACGGCGCUUGCUCUUGCUUCUCUGCCUGAAGAAUGUACGAAGCUCUGCAUCGAGCUCCUGCGCAUCGUAUGCGGCAACCGCGGCGAGUCCGACUUCUGCGCAGUCAUCAUGGAGGCUGUCAACGAAGUACACGACACGCUGAGCGAUGAUCCAAACGAUGCAAGCGGCGCGGGAGACGACGCAGAGAGCUUUCACUCCGCACAGUCUGAGCACAGCAGCCCUCUUCCAGCACGCAGGAAAACACCAAAGCCGGCCAAGACAGCUGAAGAGGAGGCAGCGGACAAGUGGACCGAGAUCAUGGUGUACUCGAAGUGUCUCCACAUUCUGCAGUGCACGCUCCAGAACGUGACGUGCGAUUUGGAAUCGGACACAAACUUGAAGACCGCAUUGAACACACUCAUCAUUCCCGCCGUGCAGUCAAAAGAAAACAUCAUUCGUGAGCGGGGUGUCAUCUGCCUGGGACUGGCGUCUCUCCUUAGCAAGGAUCUUGCGGUUAACAACCUUGAUCUAUUCUUCCACUGCUUCACCAAGGGCAACGACGAGCUCAAGCAGAUCACGCUACAGGUGAUUGCUGAUGUUAUCAUUACACAUCCACAUCUCCUUGCACCACCCGCAUCGGAUCCAGACACGACCGAGCAGUCCGAGGUGCCGGAGCAAAGUCCGCUACUGAGGCCGCUCAGGAAGAUUUUGCUCAAGGGGAUCACUUCAGAAGAUACGAGUGUCGGGCGCGUUGCUUGUGAGGCAGCACAGAAACUGAUCCUGCAUUCUCUUCUUCCUGAAGAAGAGACCGCGGACAUUGUCAGGGCAUUGACACUGACAUACUUCGAUCCCGAUGGCCAGAACAAACCCGCCAUGAUACAGGCCCUGGGCUACUUCCUUCCGGUGUUCUGCCACUCGAGGAUCAAGAAUGCACAGACCAUGGCGGGUGUUGCUGUUUCCGUCAUCGGCAAACUCCUGGUCAUGCGCGACGACGUCGACGAAGACGAGGAUGCUGCCGAAAUGGUUGGCUGGCCGAGAAUCACAGCUUACUUGGCCGACUUGACAGACGGCCGCAAGGUCGUAGGUCAGACGGAGACGGGGAGUGAUGGAAAGACUAGCUCGAGUGGUGACUCCGAGGUGCCGCACAUUAUGCUUGCUGUCGAGAUCCUCGAGCGCGCGCUGAACGGCACAUGCUCAAGGGACGAGCGCAAACCGCUUCUCGCGCUGCUGACCAAACUCCACAUACCGCCUUCGGCACCACAGAAGACAGUGAGCGAGCCAACCGCCGAGCUCCUCGAAGCCCUUCAGGCACUCGUCUCCGAAGCCGUAGAAGACAGAAUCGGCGUGGACGCCACCCAGCGCAACGCCCUAACCAAGCUCGACGCAACUCUAACCAAGCGCCUAGGCGACGCAGCAACCGCCGCCAUCGCCCCAGAAGACCGCGAAGCCACAGUCACACCCGAGGCCGCAACUGCCCGCGCAACACCUGCAGAGGAGGCGCGCUCAAGCCGCGCCCGCUCAAGCGUCGCGCCCUCCGUAGACGGCAGCGACAUGGACGUCGACGUCGACGACGAGGACUCGAUGCUCGCCGGCAUGCAGGGCGAGAGCACACGUAUGCCCCUCGAGCCCGACGACGGCGACGACGACGGCGACAGCACCCCCCGCGCCUCGAGGGUGCGCUCUGCGCGCGAGGCGACGGCGAAAACGGAGGCGGAUAUCGUGGAUGAGCUGCUCGCGAGCGACGAGGAGAUGAGCAUGUAA